AUGAUGUUCGGUCGCCCCGCCGUCCCCCAGGCAACCUGGGAAGAGAAGUAUUUUUAUCAAAAACUUCACCAUCUUUUCGACCAUGCUGCUGAUUGGUUCGUAACGAAGGUUAACUGGUGGAUGCCGUCUAUCGGUGCCGGGAUGGUGCUCAGUCUCUUUGUAUUGAGUGGCCCCAACGCCAUCGCCGAAGGAGCGUCCGUCUUGAUCCCAACGUUGUCACCAGUUGUACGCGCGCCGCCAUUUGGAUUGCAAAUGCCUGAGCGUGAAGGGGGGCCGCAGGAGGAGGACGAAGAGGAAUUCUAG
This is a messenger RNA of Trypanosoma brucei brucei TREU927, 303 nucleotides long. RefSeq lists its product as hypothetical. The record is from RefSeq and is a predicted model, not a curated record. Bases 1 to 303 code for a protein of 100 amino acids. NCBI's taxonomy places the organism in Eukaryota, Euglenozoa, Kinetoplastea, Trypanosomatida, Trypanosomatidae. The transcript has a single exon.